Molecule: messenger RNA, 1139 nt
Organism: Heterotrigona itama
Lineage: Eukaryota; Metazoa; Arthropoda; Insecta; Hymenoptera; Apidae
Source: the annotation of a GenBank genome assembly
UUUGCAUUUAUACGGCAGUUGUGUUAACAUCAUCAAACAUUAUGUUUUGAUAUUUUGAGAAACAUUACCUUUCAAAAAAUGGGUAAAACAAAAGAUUUAAGUUCAGAUGAAGAGAUAAUUUUAGGAACUAAUGAAUUAUUGUCGCAAAAACGGCAUAAGAAACAUAAACAUAAAAAACAUAAAAAGAAAAGAAUUAGUCAUGAUGAUAAUGAUGGUUUUAAUGAUGUUACUGCAGAAACAGAAAAAAAGAAAACAUUUAGAGUUAAAAUUAAAAAGGAUGACGAUAAGAGUUUAGAGAAACCUCGUGAGAAAAUGCAAAAAACAUCUAAUCUUAGCAUCGCAAGUGCAAGUACUACACUAUCACCAAAAGUUGCAACAAAGAAAAAAGUUCCAAAAGGUAACAAAAGUAAAGAUAGUGGUACUAGCAGUGAAGAAGAACGAUGGCUUGAUGCAAUUGAGUCUGGGAAACUUGAAGAAGUUGAUGAUGAGCUAAAAAAGAUCAAACCAAAAGAUCCAAAGUUAAUGACAGCACGUCAAAGAGCCAUGUUUGAAAGAAAAACUGACACAGAACCAAAUCCAGCUGUUGAACAACUUAUGUCUUUGCCAACUGGUUACAAAGAGAAAGUGAUGACAGCUGAAGCUAUACAAAAAGCUGCUCUUAAAUCAUUGAAAAGAAAACAACUUGCUGAUGAAAAAAGAGAAAAAGAUAAAAAAAAGACAAUGGAAAGGUUAUUAAAAAAACAAGAAUCUAAAGCUUCUAAAGUUAUUAGUAAAGGAAAACCUUCUAGAAGACAAGUUCCAUUGGUUGUUUAUCAUUUAACAGUUGAAGGAAGUUCAAUAUCUUUACCGCCUGGAGAAGAUUUUCCAUUACAGGCUAUGAAAGAGAAAGAGCCAUCAAUACGAACACUCUGUGGCGUAAAUCAAUGUAAAAAUCCAAAAAAGUAUUCUUGUUCAAAAACUGGUGUACCAUUAUGUAGUUUAGAAUGUUACAAAGUUAAUUUAGCUCUAUCUAUAUAAUAUGUAUAUUAGUUAUAUAUAUAUGUACAUUAGUUAUUUCAACAUUUUUUGCUUUUCUAUAGUCAUAAAUAUUAAAUGUAUUUUUUAUUAAGAACUCCAAAUACUUGGUCUUGCAAAGUUAA